Messenger RNA from Diprion similis, 2127 nucleotides. Its product is annotated as dynein regulatory complex subunit 2-like. The transcript is spliced from 5 exons. NCBI's taxonomy places the organism in Eukaryota, Metazoa, Arthropoda, Insecta, Hymenoptera, Diprionidae. The coding region runs from base 531 to 1997 and encodes 488 amino acids. Gene Ontology annotation, biological process: regulation of cilium movement; axonemal dynein complex assembly; cilium-dependent cell motility. The record is from RefSeq and is a predicted model, not a curated record. Gene Ontology annotation, cellular component: axonemal dynein complex; axoneme.
UUUAAUAACAUGGUGACCCAGGGUAGCGUUUUAGUAGUUAAAUCAGUUAGUUUUAGUUAUGUUAUUUGUAUUUUUCGAAAAUGUGUUAAUAUAUUGAUAAGUGAUAUUGGAUAUGAUUAUUUUCAAUUUACAUUUCAAAUUCAGAGCUGUGUUGUAAAUAUAUAGUAUUCAUCAGUUUUAUUUGCAUAUUUAUAGACUGUUCUCUAUUUACAAAUUAGAUGUAUACAGAUAAAAUAUAUAUUUUAUACAUACCUAUAAUAACUUCACUAUCUAACAGGGUAAAAUGUUAAAUAAAAUUUUUAACUAUCAACUGCAUUGUAAAUUAGUAAAACAAACUAUACCAACUUUUAAACGCAUAUGGAUGAAUCACGAAGCACAAGCAUUGUUGAUUUCCAUGGUGACUGUUGAAAAAUUGAUCAAACACAAUUGGCUAAGUUCUUUUGUCUGUGGAGUGAAUUUAGUAGGUUGUUCGAAUCCCCAAAGUAUAAGUGAAUUUAAUUUACUUACCAAGUAUAUAACGAAUUGCGAAUAUGCCUGCAAAAAAGAAAAAAGGGAAGGCAUCGAAAUUAUCGCGUAUGAGCGAUGAAGAGCGAGCCAGAUAUUUGCAACAUCGAGCGGAAAUAGAAUUGGAAGCCAAGAGGCGCAAGCAACAAUUAAUUGCUGCUUUUACAAAGAAUAAACUGAAGCAUGAAGAAGCAUUUUCAAGAUUGAAUACUGCGAAAAUAAACGAACAGUGGCGCCAUUUACUUCGUCAAAUAAAGUGUAAGGAAUUGUAUCAGGACGUUAAACACCUUUGGCAAAAUUUCGACGCCACUUUGAAAGCCAAAAACUCAAUAAUUGCAAAACUCUAUGAUGAGUUAGAAUUAUCUGACAGAGAUCACAGGCGAUCACAAGAGGCUCACAUCAUGACGAUCGAUAAAUUCAUAGGUGAAUUAAAGAUAUACAUACUCGUGAACAUACAUAUCACGUUUCCGCUAAGAGGAAACAAUAUUAUGUUGACCGUAAAUAUUUUAUCAAUGAGUCGCAUUGUGUAUAUUUCAGGUAUACACAAACAGAGAUUGAGUUAUUUGCAUGAUAAUUAUGCGAAAGAACUAAGAAAACUUGAAUACAUCGGCACUGUGGAAUUGACUGAAGUUAAAAAUAAACUGGAGAACAGUUGUAAGGAACAAGACACUAUUAUAUUUGCACAGAACAAAAGUCUGGAGAGUAGCUUAGAAAAAACAAGGUCACAGAAUGCUAUCCACACACGUACCAUCGUGCAUUCGAAAGAGGAAGACAUAAUGGAACUGAGGCAGCGUGUUGUGGGCAACAUGGAGCAUCUGUGGUCGCAACUGCUUGCGACAAUCACAGACUAUGAAGUGCUGACGGAAAACAAAAGGAAACAGUAUGAGUACCUGAAGGAACAGGAUGAUGCUGUUAGAGCAGAAGCAGCUAUGUUUCCUAAACAGCAAUCCCAGCUCUUAGACACAAUCGAUAUUACCAAAGGACAAUUAGAUGAUUUGGCAUGGGAGCGUGGGGAGCAGAUAACGGAGUUGAAACAACAGCUGGAACAGCUGAACAAAGCGAUUUGGGAUCUGAGAUCAAAGAUAAAAAUGGCUCAAAUCACAGACGCGAUUCAGCUAAAGAAACUCAGUGUUAUAAGCAAUGGAGUGAAAAAGGAAUUGGAUAGAAUUCUGGAAAAAGGAACGAUGUUGCAGCUUCUCAGCCAACUUUGUUCAAGUUUAGAAGAAGACCGAGAUGGAAUUGACAAGUGUUCUAACAAAGAUAAGGAGUUAUUACAAUGCUACGAGAAAACGGGCGUAGAAAACGUGACAGAACCGUUCGACAGAAUGGAAAAGUUCUGGAAGCAGUUUAACGAAGUGAAGGCAGAGAAUAUUUUAAGGCGGAAAGAGCGCGUUGAGUUGUUGCAGGAAAACAGACAUUUGAGGCACAGCUUGCGUGUGUAUCUAGUUACUGUAGCCAGAAUGCCAGCUGCGAGACCUCAUACAGCCAUUUGAACUUUUAUAGUUCAAUAAAAAAACUAAUUUAUCUAGAUUUUCGCUUUUAUUUUAAUAUAAAUAUUGAUGCACACAAAUAUGAAAUCUGUAUCGGUAUACACAUUUUAUUCCAAUGUGAAAAUCUAGAUAC